Sugiyamaella lignohabitans is the source of this 930-nucleotide messenger RNA. RefSeq names its product Rho family GTPase RHO1 (gene RHO1). Gene Ontology annotation, molecular function: GTP binding; GTPase activity. The transcript has a single exon. Gene Ontology annotation, biological process: small GTPase-mediated signal transduction. Bases 1 to 930 code for a protein of 309 amino acids. The record is from RefSeq and is a predicted model, not a curated record. Lineage: Eukaryota; Fungi; Ascomycota; Dipodascomycetes; Dipodascales; Trichomonascaceae.
AUGUCAUUUCCUAAGCCAAGGGGGCCAAGGCCUUCUACACCUAGCUCUCCACAAAAACGCUUUUCGUUAUCAGGAAAACCUUCGUCACUUUCAUACAGUGAUCCAAUUUUUGUACAAGACUCGUCUGGAAAUAUCUCAUCUAGCAGGGCUUCGACAUCGAGCCCUGAAGUAGACGUAUCUUCUGCAUCUACACCGGACUACCAUGUGAAAAUUGUCUGUGUUGGUGAUGGAGGCUGUGGAAAAACCUGCAUGUUACAAACAUAUGCUAUGGGAGAAUUCCCUCUAACAUACGUUCCAACGGUGUUUGAAAACUAUUUUACCAAAAUCAAGACACCGGGUGGAAAAAACGUUGAAUUAGCGUUGUGGGAUACUGCCGGUCAAGAAGAAUAUGACAGGCUUAGAGCUUUGAGUUAUCCAGAAGUAGAUAUUGUGCUCAUAUGUUUUUCUGUCGACUCUCCUGCUUCACUGGAUAAUGUGUAUGAUAAGUGGAUCCCAGAAGUCAGUCAUUACUGUCAAGGGGUGCCGUUCAUUCUUGUUGGAUUGAAAACCGAUCUACGACAGGACCUCACUACCAUUCAGCAUUUACAAUCUAGAGGGUUAAGGCCCAUCACACCUGAUGAAGGCAAAGCCGUAGCUAAACGUUACGGAGCAUAUAAGUAUAUGGAAUGUUCAUCAAAAACAAUGACAGGCGUCAAGGAUAUUUUCAACACCUCCAUAGGUGUGGUUGUCAAAGAAAAGGUUUACCUACCACGAAAACUAGUGGAAUCAAGUAUUCCCAGUAGCAGCAUUGGUAGUGAUAGCGGAAGCCACAGAAAUACCAGCAAUACGCCUAAACCAGUCACCAAAUCUGCUAGGGUACCAGUAAGCUCCAAUUCCAAAGAUAACCCUAAAACGAUAGAAAAGAAAAAGAAAAAAUGUAUCAUUCUCUAA